AGAGAGAGAGAGAGAGAGAGAGAAACAAAACAAAACAAAACAAAAUCCUAACAGCAUAAAUGAUAUCACUGCAUGUUCUCAGGAACACUUUUUAAAGUUGUCGGUAGUUUAGCUGUAAAUACACUUUGUUUGUAAAUGAAUAUAUGUUAAAGAAUGUAGAAAAUGUUGAUUUACAGGUAAACUGAUUUACAGGUAAAUCAACCAACGCCCAACUUGCCCAGCUGACUCAGAUACUGAGGUGUCCUGUGUGUUCAUGGAGAGCUGCAUCUUACCAUGCAGUUUUCAGCCGAUUCAUGAUGUCGUCAUCCACUGGAUUAAGGACCCAGGAGACACUUAUGCCCACUCCUACUUCUACAACCAAGACCAGCUCUCAAAGCAGGACCAGAGCUUCAAAGGCAGGACGUCACUGUUCACAGACCAGAUCUCCAGAGGAAACGCGUCUCUGCAGCUCACAGGAGUCAAGGUUCAGGACCAGAGCAGAUACAAGUGCUACACCAGCAGCAACAAUGGCAACAAGGAUCUGUUCAUCAGCCUAAAAGUGGACGCUCCUGUCACUGAGGUCCACAUUCAGCAGGUAGAAAACAGGAUCAUCUGCAGCUCAGAGGGGAUCUACCCUGAGCCUGAGCUCACCUGGUCCACCAGUCCUCCAUCCAACAUGACCUGUCAGAACACAACAACAGUCCAGCAGACUGAACAGCAGCUCUACAGCAUCAGCAGCACUCUGAUACCUCCAGACAGCACUACUGAUCUGGUCUACAGCUGCACCGUCAGCACUCGCAGAAAUACAAGGAGAGCCACUUUGACCAAACUGCAUACUGAGGUGUCCUGUGUGUUCAUGGAGAGCUGCGUCUUACCAUGCAGUUUUCAGCCAGGUCAUGAUGUCGUCAUCCACUGGAUUAAGGUGCCAGGAAACACUUUUGUCCACUCCUACUUCCACAACCAAGACCAGUUCUCAAACCAGGACCAGAGCUUCAAAGGCAGGACGUCACUGUUCACAGACCAGAUCUCCAGAGGAAACGCAUCUCUGCAGCUCACAGGAGUCAAGGUUCAGGACCAGAGCAGAUACAAGUGCUACACCAGCCCCAACAAUGGCAACAAGGAUCUGUUCAUCAGCCUAAAAGUGGACGCUCCUGUCACUGAGGUCCACAUUCAGCAGGUAGAAAACAGGAUCAUCUGCAGCUCAGAGGGGAUCUACCCUGAGCCUGAGCUCACCUGGUCCACCAGUCCUCCAUCCAACAUGACCUUCAAGAACACAACAACAGUCCAGCAGACUGAACAGCAGCUCUACAGCAUCAGCAGCACUCUGAUACCUCCAGACAGCACGACUGAUCUGGUCUACAGCUGCACCGUCAGCACUCGCAGAAAUACAAGGAGAGCCACUUUGACCAAACUGCCUUCUAUCAGUGGCUCCAGCACUGACACAACAAUCCCAUGCAGCGUCUCAAACACUGAUCUCAUGGGCUUCAGCCUCGUUUGGAGAUUUAACCACAGUCAGAUCAUCCUGAAUGAGACCAGCAUCAAUGUCACCCACCAGGUCUCAGAGGAGUGGAGGCAGCGGGUGAAGGGUGUGUCUGAGUCAGGAAACCUCAUGCUACAGGACUUAUCUUUGAAACAGGAGGGGAUAUACACCUGUGAACUCAGCAAUGCUGAGGAGACGUUCAUCAGUAACACCUUUCUGAGAGUAGAGCAAGGGAGUCAAACUAACAUCACGGGCAUUAUUAUAGCUGUGCUGGUUGUGACGGUUGUACUGGUUGUACUGCUAACACUGUACUACAAAUAUAAAAAGGGGAGGGAGUCAGUGAGUCAUGAAGCAAACAUCCAUCAUAAUAGCCCUGCAGUGACUCCUUGUGGACCAAAGUGUGUCACAUUCACAGUUCCCUGCUACUGCAACCUCACUUUGUCUCAGCGUCUACAUGAGGAGGUGCAGGUGGACAUUAAUGGGAACAGCUUUCCAUGCUUACUAUUUUAUUAUUGUGCGUUCAUGACACUAAGUACUGAUAAUGUCACCCAGUUUAAAUCAUGGGCCCUGUCGUCAUUUCUAUGCGUAUAUGUGGAUAUUUUUGAAAACACAUUUUGCCUCUCUGUUUUGUACCUUGGAGAAAACUCUGGUCUUUGCCUCUUAAGUAUUUUCUUAUUGAUAAAAUGAGGGAAGUUCAGUUUCAAUGCAUUCACAGGUUCUGCCCAGCCCAAAAUGUCUUCAGUUGAUAUGAACUGGACAUUGAGUCACAUUUGUUUUGGUCAGAUUUUCUUGUGUUUGUUCAUCAUGUUUUAUUGCACUUUACUUUUUGUUUAAAGGAUGUUUUCUUUGGUAUAUUUCAUUUCAAAUCUUUUACUUUUACUUGCUAAGUGCCACAUCCAAAAAUGUCAGUUCAUUAGAUCUGAAACAUUGUUUCUCAUGUGUAAGAAUGAACUCAGUAACAUGUGAACUCCAUAAGAUAUUCAACCCAAAACCUAUGAGGACUGUGGAUAUACUGCUCCAACUUUCAGCAAACUAGUUAAGAUACUAACAUGCCAACUUGACAGCUGUGAAUACUAACAAUGGCCAUGUUUGUUUACGUUCAGUAUUAUAUUGUUCAGUAUUUUAUCACAUUUCCUUCAGUAUUUUUCCAACCUUCCCUCAUGUGCUGUGCCUUAAUAAUGUUUAUUAUGCAGUCCAGUACACCCACAGCUGCCUGUAUGUGACUUUUGACUUUGAUAUGAAAAAUUAGAGUAUUUUUUUACUUUUGUAAUCUAAAUAUCUGUUUUGUAUUUUGUUUUUCUGUGAAACUAAUGCAGGAUGUUGCUCAUUCAGAGGUCAAACAGAUUGUCUUUAUCUGUAAAUCAUACUUUAUUUCUAAUCAGAGAAUUUAAUGAAUUUAA
Molecule: messenger RNA, 2859 nt
Organism: Scatophagus argus
Lineage: Eukaryota; Metazoa; Chordata; Actinopteri; Scatophagidae
Product: butyrophilin-like protein 2
Exons: 9
Coding region: 254-2146 (630 amino acids)
Biological process (GO): cell surface receptor signaling pathway; positive regulation of T cell proliferation; T cell costimulation
Cellular component (GO): external side of plasma membrane
Source: RefSeq, a predicted model, not a curated record